Molecule: messenger RNA, 886 nt
Organism: Ostertagia ostertagi
Lineage: Eukaryota; Metazoa; Nematoda; Chromadorea; Rhabditida; Trichostrongylidae
Source: the annotation of a GenBank genome assembly
AUGAAAGAGGACGACAGUGGCGACGGAUGUCUCGAUGACGGAUCGACUCAGCGAUUUAGCGGUGUCCAGACAAAGGUUACCAGCCACCUCGCAGCUCAGGGCACACGUCGCACAGUUACCCUCACCUUCACAUGGACAUCCCGAUCCUCUUAUGCCAGUUGCCGAGAACUGGUGCCAUACUCAGCAUUUUUAAUAUUGCCAUCCGCUAUCAAAGUGGUGCAGCGUGGAAAUGAAAUGCGUGGCAUAGGAAAGACGGGCUCCAUUCGCUUGCUUUUUAUUUGCUGCUUAAAUACUCCAAAAGUGAAAGUCGUCAAAUUCAACUACAUGUGGACGAUUAACAAUUUUUCGUUUUGUCGAGAAGAAAUGGGAGAGGUGCUCAAGUCGUCGACGUUUUCCGCUGGUGCAAGCGACAAGCUGAAAUGGUGUUUGCGGAUAAAUCCAAAAGGAUUAGACGAGGAAUCAAGAGACUAUCUCUCGCUUUAUCUCUUACUCGUACAAUGUGCAAAGAGUGAAGUGCGUGCCAAAUUCAAAUUCUCUAUACUGAACGCAAAACGAGAGGAAACCAAGGCCAUGGAAUCUCAACGAGCAUAUCGAUUCGUACAAGGCAAAGACUGGGGAUUCAAGAAGUUUAUUCGAAGGGAUUUCCUGCUGGAUGAGUCCAACGGCCUGUUGCCAGAUGAUCGGCUGAGUAUAUUUUGUGAAGUGUCGGUGGUUGCUGAGACAGUCAACGUCACUGGACAAACAAGUGCUCAACAAUUUAAGGUUCCUCCCUGUCGGUUGUCUGAAGAUCUUUCGGCUCUUUUCGAGAGCAAACAGUUCAGUGAUUGUACGUUGGUGGCGACCUGUAAAUCGAAUGGGCCCCAAACGUUCCAUGUAAGUUUUGCGU